This is a messenger RNA of Sordaria macrospora k-hell, 531 nucleotides long. RefSeq lists its product as uncharacterized. Lineage: Eukaryota; Fungi; Ascomycota; Sordariomycetes; Sordariales; Sordariaceae. The record is from RefSeq and is a predicted model, not a curated record.
AUGAAGUUCACUAUCCUUCUUUCCUUCUUCGCCUUGGCCGAGAGUCUCACCAUCCCGGCAGAGCUGGCGGAUGGUGCCUACAUCAUCAGCAUAGACGCCGACGGCAAGCAGAUCAUGACCGAGCUGGGCAACAUCAACACUACCAGCACUGACUCGCCCGCCAACAACGAAGUUGGCAAGCGCGCUAUUGGCUGGCCCUCCGGAACAUUUGCCUCCUGCCCCGGGGGCAACUGGUUCAGGCAGGACGAGUUUUACGAUCACGCUUACAACUUAUUCUACAAUUCAUGCAAGGGGAGCGGCACGAUCUCCAACGGCAGAAGUUUGUUCGUUAAUUGUGGUACAUCAAAGGCGUACAUGUGCUCUUACGGAAAUAACCCGUGCGCCGUGGAUGAAUGGGCCGGCGCCGUGGACUGGAUUGCGGGCUCCUGCAACCGCCGCGACGGUGGAUAUAUGGAACCAGGUCAGUCGCCUAGAACAUACAGGAACCUUGGGAGAGUGCAUGGGAAUAAGUGGGAGUACGGCCCGGGAUAA